Messenger RNA from Grus americana (Whooping crane), 2880 nucleotides. It is a transcript of the gene CLTB, whose product is annotated as clathrin light chain B. Gene Ontology annotation, molecular function: clathrin heavy chain binding; structural molecule activity. Gene Ontology annotation, biological process: clathrin coat assembly; clathrin-dependent endocytosis; intracellular protein transport. Gene Ontology annotation, cellular component: postsynaptic endocytic zone cytoplasmic component; clathrin coat of coated pit; plasma membrane. Lineage: Eukaryota; Metazoa; Chordata; Aves; Gruiformes; Gruidae. The transcript has 6 exons. The record is from RefSeq and is a predicted model, not a curated record. The coding region runs from base 179 to 865 and encodes 228 amino acids.
GGCGAUGCGCCGGGAGGCGGGGAAGCAGGACGCGCCCGCCGGGGCCGCCCCGCCGCUGAUGUCAGCGCGGCUGCCCCGCCCGCCGCCGCAGUGACAGCUCCGCCCGGGCCCAGUCGGGCCCAGCCCAGCGGAGCCGCGCAGCCGGAGCGGGAGCGGGAGCGGGGCGGGCGGGCCAGCCAUGGCCGACGACUUCGGCUUCUUUUCCUCGUCCGAGGGGGCCGGCGCCGAGGAGGACCCAGCCGCCGCCUUCUUGGCGCAGCAGGAGAGCGAGAUCGCGGGCAUCGAGAACGACGAGGGCUUCGGGCCGACCGACGGCGAAUCGGCCGCCGCCCCAGGCGGGCAGGCGGCCCCGCCGGAACCGGCUGGUUUCCAGAAUGGAGGGGCCACUGUCAAUGGAGAUGUCUUUCAGGAGUCCAACGGCCCCACGGAUGCCUAUGCAGCCAUAGCCAAGGCUGACCGGCUGACCCAGGAACCUGAGAGCAUCCGCAAGUGGAGGGAGGAGCAGAAGAAGCGCCUGGAGGAGCUGGAUGCAGCAUCAAAGGUGACUGAGCAGGAAUGGCGUGAGAAGGCCAAGAAGGACCUGGAGGAGUGGAACCUGCGUCAGAAUGAGCAGAUGGAGAAGAACCGGGCAAACAACAGGAUCGCUGACAAAGCCUUUUACCAGCAGCCGGACGCCGAUGUGAUUGGCUAUGUGGCCUCAGAGGAAGCAUUCCUGAAGGAGUCCAAGGAGGAAACCCCGGGCUCUGAGUGGGAGAAGGUGGCCCAGCUCUGUGAUUUCAACCCCAAGAGCAGCAAGCAGAGCAAGGAUGUCUCGCGGAUGCGCUCGGUGCUCAUCUCCCUCAAACAGACGCCCCUGUCCCGCUAGCUGCCACCUGGCACAGCUGGGAACGCAGCAGGGCAAGGCCAGGCUCACCGAGCUGGGUGGCUUUGUGGGGCCAGCCCAUGAGGGGCCUCACCCUGCCUGCCCCUGCUCCCUGGUGUGUGCCUCGGCUGUUACUGGUUGUAACUCUCCCCGUGGUUUUCCUUUGCUUAAAAGGUGCAUCGGUUUCUUUUUACACUUAUUUAUUACUGUGGCAUUUCCCCGGGAAGCGACACUGGGUGGUAAAGCUGAGUUAGCAGGGGAGCCCUGGGCUCUGCGGGAGGUUGUGCCCAGGGGCCUGGCUCAGUGAGAGGGGGAACACCCCACCUGCUGUUCCCCACCUCACCCCUGUACUGGGAAUAAACUUGCCUGCGGCUGUCCUGGUGCUGGGCAGCCACAGGUAUGGCAGCCCUGUCUCUGGGCCUGGGUCCUAGCCCCAAGGCAGCAAUCCUGGCAGGACCCUGGGCUCCCAUCUGCCUUUCUGGUGGGGUUCAGAGCUGGCUGCGGGGCUGGGAGCAUGGAGGAACAGCCCUGAGCUCUGCACCGCAAGGUCCUGCAGGGAGCAUGGCUGCCGUGCAACGCUGCUGGGCUAGUGGGGCCUGAGGAAUGUGAGUGCAGGCUGGGCCAGGACUGCCAGUGGUUGCCCCAAGCCCAGCAGAACUCUCCCCAGCCUGGCUAUGCACCCCAAAAAACCAGCAGGGCUCCAAGCAGCAGUUGUUGUGUCCGUGUCCCAUCUGUCCUGUGGGACUGCUGGUGCCAGGCAGCAUGGUGGUGUGGGGCACUGGGAAGGGGCCAUGGGGUGAGUGUGCAGAAUGUUUUCUGUCCCUCUGCAUGGCCACCAGCAGUUGGGAAUGUGGGGUGCGAGGCUUCAGGGGCCCUUGGCUCUGCUCUGCUCCUUCCCCCUGCUACGAGGAUGGGAGACAGGGUGUGUGGUUGCAGGAAAGCAGGUAGGGAGGUCCAGCUGCUGUGGGGCAGGUUGAGCCUCCCCCAGCUCCCUAACCCAGGGGCCUAGAGCAGGAUUGGGCAGUUCUGGUGCUGGGGCUUGUGCUGUCCCUGGACAACAAGCCGCACAUCUGUCUGCAGCUGCUUUGUGGCUUCUCUUUGGCCCACGCUGGAUUUGCACACCUAAGGCAGCGUGGCGAGAUGCCUCAGUCCCACUCCCCAUGCCGCAAGGCACACGCUUUCCAGCCCCAACACCAGCUUUUUCUCCUCUGCUUGGUGAGGCCGGCACCAGCCCCUCCAGCUCUAAGUCCAGCCCUUGAAACCCACAAACCUCCCAGCUAGCAGGAGAGGGGCAGGCCUGAGUGCACCCUGCUGCAGGCAGUCUGGAGGUUGUGCCCUGGGUCUGGCCCGCUGAGGGCUUGGGAAAGGCUUCCAGCAGCGGGCUGGGGGGACAUGGAGCAAAGCCCACAAAACAUUUGGUUGAACCUCACUGCAGAGCCCUGCUCAGCUGAUACAGCAAGUCUGCAGAGCUCUCCUGGCCUGCAGUUAUGGCUCCGUGAGUCAGGAAGGUCACCUGCCCUGCUGCUGCAGCAGCCCUCAGGGGGCGACUGGGCACCCCUGGCUCUGGGGCACAGGCUCAGCAGUGGGCUGGAAAGGGAAAUGGGUGCGUAGGGAGUCACUCGGUGGUGUGUACUGGGCUUGUGCCCCCUUGUCCGUAGGACUGAUUGCUCCUCUGUCCCCCUGCACUCCAGCAUGCGUAGGCAGCUCCACUGCGGUGUGGGAUGGACACUGAUGCAGAUACCUCGGGACUCGGCUGCCUGCCUCCGCCUUUCACUGCGGAGCAGCGGGAAGUGCCUCUGGCUGCUUCCCCCGGGGUAGGGAGCCCCCCGCUGCGCUCUGUCCCUCCAGUUCCCGCAGGCAGCUGGGCCCCUGGGUCCCCCAGCUGCUGUGCACCCCGUGUCAGGCAGAGGCAGCCAGCUCCCGGGGAGCCAUGCCCACAGCUGUCCUAUACCCCCUCAGCUUUGGUAUCUGUGACUGUUCAAAUUACCUGUUAAAAUAAACCGACAUCUCCAAUCGUA